Messenger RNA from Punica granatum (pomegranate), 1707 nucleotides. The record is from RefSeq and is a predicted model, not a curated record. Lineage: Eukaryota; Viridiplantae; Streptophyta; Magnoliopsida; Myrtales; Lythraceae.
CUCCUAUCGGUUCCUUGACUAACAAUUAUCAUUUCUCACCAAGCUAAUCUUUAUUGUUUAUCUGAUGUAUCAUAUCACUUGCAGCCAAAGAGAAGGAGGUUAAAAAUCCAGACUAAAUUGCACUAAAGUCAGCAAAGAACUUGCUUGACAUAAGCUCCAGCUACGAGUUUCCAGCCUCUCGAGAUGUCAGGUCCCCGAAGCCCCCACGCCGUGUGCGUCCCGUUCCCCGCGCAGGGGCACAUAAACCCGAUGAUGCAACUUGCCAAGCUCCUUCACUGGAGAGGCAUCUACGUCACCUUUGUCAACACAGACUUCAACCAUAGGCGCCUGAUCAAGUCCAAGGGCCUGGAGUCUCUAGACAGGGUGGAUGAUUAUUUCCAGUUUCGAGCCAUCCCUGAUGGGCUACCUCCAUCGGAUCGAAACGCGAUGCAGGAUGUGCCCGCCCUGUGUGAUUCAACACGCAAGAACAUGUUGGGCCCAUUUAGGGAGUUGCUGGUUGAGAUUAACUCAUCCAAGGAGGUUCCUCCCGUGAGCUGUAUAGUUUCAGAUGGGGUGAUGAGCUUUGCCAUUGAAGCUGCCAAAGAAAUUGGGGUCCCUGAGGUUCAGUUCUGGACCGCCUCUGCCUGUGGGUUCAUGGCUUAUUUGAAGUUCCCUGAGCUUUUCAAUAGGGGCAUUGUUCCAUUUAAAGAUGAAAGCUACAUGACCGAUGGAACUCUUGAUACCCCGGUUGACUGGAUUCCCGGCAUGAGAAACAUCCGUCUCCGAGACAUCCCAAGCUUCAUUCGGACUACAGAUGCAAACGACAUCAUGUUUGACUUCAUGGGCAAUGAAGCACAGAGCUGCUUGAAAUCACCCGCUAUCAUAUUCAACACGUUCGACGAGUUCGAAAAUGAAGUGCUACAAAAGAUUGCAGAAAUAUCCCCUCCAAUAGACAGCAUAGGCCCCCUUCCAUUGCUUAUAAGGCAAGUCCCCGACGAGGCUCAUUUGAAGUCAUUCCGGUCUAACCUAUGGAAGGAAGACUGCGAAUGCCUGGAGUGGCUUGAUCAGAGGGAACCUGACUCAGUCCUUUAUGUGAACUAUGGGAGCAUCACGGUGAUGAGUGAUGAGCACCUGAUUGAGUUUGCUUGGGGUCUUGCCAAUAGCAAGCACCCAUUCCUCUGGGUGAUCAGGCCAGAUCUUGUGAAGGGCGAUUCGGUUAAUCUGCCUCAGGAAUUCCUGGAGGAGACCCAGGACAGAGCAUUCCUGACCAGCUGGUGCCCCCAGGACCGAGUUCUGGCCCACUCUUCUGUCGGGGCGUUCCUGACUCACUGCGGGUGGAAUUCUAUCAUAGAAGCUCUGUGUGGCGGAGUACCUCUGAUCUGCUGGCCUUUUUUCGCAGAGCAACAGACAAACUGCUGGUACGCAUGUAAUGAUUGGGGUAUUGGUGCAGAGGUGAACCCAAACGUGAAGAGAGACGAGAUAGAAGGCCUCGUGAAGGAGGUUAUGCGAGGGGAGAAAGGAAAGCAGAUGAGGAGAAAAGCUAAGAUGUGGAAGGAGAGAGCUUUGGAAGCAGCUAACCAUGGAGGGUCGUCCUACAAAGAUUUCGACAGAUUCAUCAACAAAGUCUUAAACUUUGAUGUAAAGAUUUAAGCAUGUUUCGACUAUCAGAACCUUAAUAAAGGCAUUUUCGCCUUUGUAUCCAUAAAGCAAAGUAGUUCCACCAAUCAA